AUGGCUUCCAUGAGCGAAUGGGACAGGAAUGCAGCUGCUCUGGGUCCGCCCACGAGCCUAGCCGGUGGCACGAGAAGGGCCAGACCCUUCCACCCUGCUCUCCUUUCGGUCGGCCUGUCUUUGUCCGGCGUCGGCGGCGUCAAAGACGAUUGUUAUACUUAUGGGGGUCGCCCCGAGUUCCAGCUCGUGCUCGGGCCGCACUCGCAGGCCAUUGAUCAUCAUCCAAUCACUCUCACGUCGCCAUUGACGGACGGCAGCCAGGUCAUCAUGUAUCUCGACACGUACGAGCGCAUCGCCAUCGCGUGCAUCGUCUUCUACUCCUUCGCCCUCAUCGGCGGCAUCGCCCUCUGCUUCAAGCAUGGCGCCCACAAGUCGGCCGGAUGGCGUUUCCUCAUCAUCCUCGCCCUCGCCCGCCUCAUCGGCCAGUCGAUGCUGCUGGGGACCAUCGAUGACCCGACCAACGAGAGCCUCUACAUCGGCUGGAACACGCUCAACGGCCUCGGCCUCGGCCCGCUCGUCGUCAUGCUCCUCGGCCUCCUCGGCCGCGUCUUCGAGGGCAUCACGGCCGUGCGGCACGGCAACUUCAUAUGGCGUCCACAGUUCACCCGCCUUGUCGAGCUGCUCAUGCUCGUCGGUUUCAUCCUCAUCAUCGUCGGCGGAACCCAGAUUGAUUACGAGGUGCAGCCCUCGAGCGCCGAGGUGCCCGCCGUCCAAUACUCGGGCCUCACCGUCGCCGGCGUCGCCAUCUUCACCGCCGUCACCGUCAUCCUUUGCAUCGCCACCAGCAUCGUCUUCUUUCACUGGCACGACAUUCCAGACGGCGAGCACCGAAUCGCCGUCGCCGUGCUUAUAUCACUCCCCUUUGUCAUUGUGCGCCUCAUAUACUCGUGCAUCGAGGUCUAUGGCGACGUCGUACCCUCGCGCUGGAUGUACCUGGGCAUGUUCAUCAUCAUGGAGAUGAUCGUCGUCCUCAUCUGCGAGGCUCUCGGCUUCUCGCUCGGCAAGGCCGACGAGAGGGACAUGCCGCCCUUGCCGGGACAGACCGACCCGGAGCAGGCCGACCAGGAGAAGCAGGGUGGGGGACUCUGGUUCCCAGGUAAGCGGCUUCUCGCACGCCGCGAGAGGCGGCGUGGGAAUCUCUUUUAG
Drechmeria coniospora is the source of this 1146-nucleotide messenger RNA. RefSeq lists its product as uncharacterized. The transcript is spliced from 2 exons. Lineage: Eukaryota; Fungi; Ascomycota; Sordariomycetes; Hypocreales; Ophiocordycipitaceae. The coding region runs from base 1 to 1146 and encodes 381 amino acids. The record is from RefSeq and is a predicted model, not a curated record.